AUGAUACGUCGUUUCAAUGCAACCGGUACAUUGGCUAGAACGACUUGUCCAAAAAGAGGACUACAUUUGAGUGAGUGUCUAAGGCGAAGAGCAUUGGAAAACAGCCAAUCACCCAGACAACCGAAUUAUCUGAAAGGUUCCAAGUCUCGAGGUGGUGAUACACAACUCGAUGAUUUUGAUGCUAGAAAUAACCACUCGUCAUUGCGAACACAGAUUAGUCACUCCAGCAAAUCUCACACAUUGCCCAAACAAUCGCACAGUGGGAUCAAUGAGACCCAAGAUGAUUCACGUUCCAAAACGAUUGAUAUCAGUUCAAUGAGAUCGUUCAUCAAAGGGGGUCAAGAGCUUGCACGUGCUGAAAUUGUGACAAAUAAAAGGCCAAAAGAGCUGGGGAAUGUCCGAAAACAUACGGUACUGCCUGAUUCAGCUGUUACCACGGAUAAUGCGACUGACUUCACAAAGCUUGCCGGGAUAAUCAAGUCGAAAAAGAAGUACUUUGAUAUCGAGCAACCCCAUUUCAACCUUGAUAGACCAAAUAAAGAAAUUCUUGCGGAUAUCAAAAAUCGGUCAGAGUCCACAAAAAAGCUUCAGUAUCGAGGACCGUCGAGUUCGUGGAAGAACGGACUUGACAACUAUAACGAACUAAAAAGCUUUUUCAAGCAACUUCCCAAAUCGGCCAAGAUUAAUGGGAGAGUUAUGAAUGAUCCUGUGAGAGUGGGCGAUUUGGUCACUUUUGGUCACGAAAGUCUUCGUUUGUAUAUUGUAGCUGAAACACCCAAAUCAUUUGAUUCACGAGUUGCCACGUUUCUCUCUGAUAAGGGGGAGAUUGUGUUUUCCAGCUUUUCAAACAUAGCUUACCGAAUACCACAAGCCAUACCUGGAAAGUACAUCCAAAUGAUUCAGCGCUUUGUUACUAAGGAGCAGAAAUAUUUAGAUAGUCCACCCGUGGGUAUACCCGACUUGAACUUUACUAGAUCUGCAAAGUCAUUGCCGUUAGAAUUACAAAGUUCAAGUAAAAUGGAAGCAACCAGUGAAACAGAAGGUGAAGUGUCAGAAUAUGAUUCCAAUGAUCUUGUCAUAUCUCAAGCCUCGUCACAGCUAUUGACCAAUUCGAAUGUCCAGACAUAUAUUAUACCGAAUGCUGCACGGGAAUUAUAUCAUGGGGCAUUAACAGAGAUAUCAAAUUCUGCUUUUCAAAAAGUACAUGAAACCAACCAAAAGUUGGAAGGUUUACAUAGGGUUUUGCAAAACGAUGAAACCGGUGAGAUAAGUGCACCACGUUCGAUCUCAAUUUUUGAAAUCUUGAGCAAAUUGAAUGCCAAUCCAACGCUCACAUCAACCUCAAGUAUAGCACAAUUGGGCAUCCUGCCCAAUCAGCUGGUCGACUAUGAUGCAAAGAAUUUUCCAGCAGCUGAUUAUUUGUCGGUCUUGUUUGCGUUAAAGAAACAGAGUCGUUUGUGGACGAUUCAGCGAGACAAAGCAUCGUUCUCUCCAACAAAAGUCAUAAUCUGGCCGUUGGCCCAGAUAUCCCACGAAGAUCAAGUGAUCAAAAUUUUACAGGGACGGGGUGUAGAGCAAAUCGCUCAACAUUGUGUUGCAAAACUUGUUGGCAUUGAGGACUUAUCCAAAUCUCAACUUUACAGCGAUGUGGUAGGCAUGUUGAAGGAAUACGUUAAUGGAAAGUUUGAAAAUGAUCCUAUGGUGUCAACGACUCUUAUAUCGUUAUUGAGACGGGUUGACCAAUUACUUGUUAAAAGAGGGAAACCAAUUUCAAAUGAUUUGUACAAAUUUGAAUAUUCUUUUGGAAAGGCAUAUGAUUUGUUGACGCGAUUGAAUGAGGAUAUAAAUGUCAACCCUGUCAAAUGGUCAGCUGAGUCAAGUCUACCAGGGCAAAAAACUUCUUCAAGAGCCGAUGCGCAGGAAACUUACUUUCAGUAUUUUGACAAAGUUUUAGAAUUGCAAAGGAAUGAGAGAGAUGAUGUCGCUCAAAGGACAUUGAAUGAUAAUUUGUACCACGAUGAUCCUCUUGACGAUAAACGAAUUGAUAUGAGAGAGGUACCAAUAUAUUGCAUCGACGACCCAACAGCACAUGAAAUCGACGAUGGGAUUUCAAUACAUGAAGAGAAUGGCCAAUAUGUAGUUUCAAUUCACAUAGCCGAACCCAGUUCGUACAUCAAACCAGAUUCAGUGGUCAGUAGAAUCGCGUUUGAAAAAUCAUCGACCACCUAUCUUCCCGAAGUUGUAUUCCCGAUGUUCCCACAAAUGGUAUCGAAACUUGCUGGGUUGGGUAAUAAUUUGAUAGACACAAGAACUUUUGUCGUGCAGUACAAGAUGAAGAAAGAGGAUGUUGAUGACUAUAUUAGUGAUGUGUUGAAAGAUAGACUGCAAGCGCCCGACAGUGCUCUCCUAAAUAAGAUCAAGACUGAUAUUUACGAUAGCAGCGAAGUCAAGUUUGCUAUUGCCAAGAGAUUUCGUCAAGGGUUCACCUACGAUGCGGUGAAUAAAUUACUCCAAGAUGAUUUUAAAAUCAACCAGUACCGAAACCAGUCAGCUUCUGGUGAUUCGGAUUUUGAUAAUUUAUUCAAAUUGCAACACAUUUCCUCCAUUUUGUGGCGGAUCAGAGAAUCAAAUAAUGCAUACACAAGUGGCCAAAACAAGAAAUUGACAGUUGGACCACGCACAGCUAAUGUUGUGGACGUUGAUAAAGAAGGGAGUUACAGAAUCCAGCUCCCCAAUAGUGACAACCACAUUGAAAUUUCGUCGGAAAGGUCAAGCAAUAUAUCUACGCAAUUAGUCACAGAAAACAUGAUAAUAGCCAAUCACUUGACAGCCAAGUUUGCUACUGAUAAAGGCAUCAAAAUUUUGUACCGGACUUUGGAUCCAAAGUUCAAUAAAGAACUAUUAGACGAGUACAAGGAGCUAAUUCAACAAGGAGACAUCGAUGUUGAUCAAGAAAAAUUGCUAAACCUUUAUGCAUUUUUGACAAGAGGAAUAAUUUCAGACAAACCAGAAAGGCACUUUAUGAUGGGGUUGAAUAUGUACACAAACAUAUCUUCACCGUUGCGACGAUUUAUUGAUAUGAUUAAUCAAUGGAAAAUCCAAGACUAUUUUCUUAAUAGAGUUACUGUUUCUGAUGAAAGUAUAGUAGGGAUUGUUUCUCGGUUGAAUGCCAAAAACGACAUUGUUAGGAAUGUUCAAAGACAAUCCACGACAUUUUGGCAAUUGUUAUUCUUGAAACUAUUUAACGAUCAGAAUGAUGGCAAUUUAGCUGAGAAGUUGGAUUUGAAAUUGUCACUCCGAUCUAAUCCAAAAAAAGGAAUGACUGUUGCUGUUAACUUGCAGACAUUCUCUAGUGUCAAUGCCCACGUUGAAGUGAGUCAAGAGUUGUUGGAAGAUGUGAGCUCUGGGAACCUCGUUGUUGGGGGUUUGUUUGAUAACUCAAAACUACACUUGAAAAAGAUUGAUGUAAUUGAAAAUCAAGUGGUGUUUGAAUACAAGUGA
Molecule: messenger RNA, 3501 nt
Organism: Lodderomyces parapsilosis
Lineage: Eukaryota; Fungi; Ascomycota; Pichiomycetes; Serinales; Debaryomycetaceae
Gene: MSU1
Product: Msu1p
Exons: 1
Coding region: 1-3501 (1166 amino acids)
Biological process (GO): mRNA catabolic process
Cellular component (GO): P-body; exosome (RNase complex)
Molecular function (GO): 3'-5'-RNA exonuclease activity; RNA binding
Source: RefSeq, a predicted model, not a curated record